GGCAGCACCGUGCGGGCGGCUCUGCCACUGCUGCGCCUCGCGGACAAGCCUGGAAGGCCGCGAGCCGGAUCCCCGCCCGGGCCCUGGGGUUCCACUUCGCGAGCGGGAGGAAAUCUCCCGGCGACCCGCACCAGGGUGAAGGCAGCAUGAGAGGCCCCUGAAGUGCCUUUGGGUAGACUGAGCCAUUUGGUUUUGAUUAGAAGAGAGCCACCCACUUGGAAGAUUAAAUUUUCCUUGUGAAUUUCAUACCCCCAAGCAAAACUUCAGAGACUGAAGAAGUCGUGGCCUUUCAAGAAGGUACAGUUGGGUGUAUAAAAGACAGCAUAGGCUGGAAGGAAGACCAAUGAAGAAAAAUAGCACCAUGAUUCAGUGAAGCUGCAGUGUGAUGCUAAAGGAAGCCUCCAAGAUGUGCCCUUCUCAGCAUAGCCUGCAUGGCCCACAGAUGCUGUGGAGUGCACAGCAGUGCAGUAUCUGUGAUGGAAAUGGCUCAUUCCCUCUCCAGAAUUCACCAUCAAAAAAGGAUAUGAGGACUGCCAGCAGGUGAUGGAAGCAUACUGCAACACCAGGAGAAGCUAGUAGUUUAUAGGAAGCAAGAUGAGAAGAAAUUUUUAAGAAACAAUCUAAAGAAGAAUCCCGUUCAAAAAUGAGGUGAAUUAAUGCUCGGGAACAGCUACAUGAGGUGUCUUAAAACUUCCUUGACUAUCUUGCCAAAUGAGUCUCUGCUCAUGAGACCCAAGAAGAUGAACCAGCCAAGGAGGGCUGGUGUCUUGCCCUGUAGGAACAGUGACUGCUGAUGUCUGUGAGCGAGCUGGGGACUGCAUGUUGUCUGCCAGUACCAUGAAGGAAGUGGUUUAUUGGUCACCCAAGAAGGUGGCAGACUGGCUGUUAGAGAAUGCUAUGCCAGAAUACUGUGAACCUCUAGAACAUUUCACAGGCCAGGACUUGAUCAACUUAACCCAAGAGGAUUUCAAAAAAACCCCACUGUGCCGAGUCUCGUCUGACAACGGGCAGCGGCUCUUAGACAUGAUAGAGACCCUGAAGAUGGAGCACCACAUGGAAGCACACAAGAAUGGCCAUGCCAACGGGCACCUCAGCGUUGGGGUUGACAUUCCCACCCCCGACGGCAGCUUCAGCAUCAAGAUUAAACCCAAUGGGAUGCCAAAUGGGUAUAGGAAAGAGAUGAUAAAGAUCCCCAUGCCAGAACCAGAGCGCUCCCAGUACCCCAUGGAGUGGGGCAAGACUCUUCUGGCCUUUCUUUAUGCACUUUCCUGUUUCAUUCUCACCACAGUGAUGAUCUCGGUCGUCCAUGAACGAGUACCUCCUAAGGAGGUGCAGCCUCCACUACCGGACACGUUUUUUGACCAUUUUAACCGGGUGCAGUGGGCCUUUUCUAUUUGUGAAAUUAACGGCAUGAUCCUUGUAGGACUCUGGCUAAUGCAGUGGCUGCUCUUAAAAUACAAGUCUAUUAUUAGCAGAAGAUUUUUCUGCAUAGUUGGCACGCUGUACCUGUAUCGGUGUAUUACAAUGUAUGUAACUACACUCCCAGUACCCGGCAUGCAUUUCAACUGUUCUCCAAAGCUUUUUGGAGACUGGGAAGCUCAAGUGCGGAGAAUAAUGAAGCUCAUUGCUGGAGGUGGCUUGUCUAUCACUGGCUCUCACAACAUGUGUGGGGACUAUCUGUACAGUGGCCACACGGUCAUGCUAACACUCACCUACUUAUUUAUCAAAGAGUAUUCCCCUCGACGACUCUGGUGGUACCACUGGAUUUGCUGGCUGCUCAGUGUCGUUGGAAUCUUCUGUAUUCUCUUAGCGCAUGACCACUACACUGUGGAUGUGGUGGUGGCAUAUUACAUCACCACAAGACUCUUCUGGUGGUAUCACACUAUGGCCAAUCAGCAAGUGCUAAAAGAAGCUUCCCAGAUGAACCUCCUGGCCAGGGUGUGGUGGUACAGGCCAUUUCAGUACUUUGAAAAGAAUGUCCAAGGAAUUGUACCUCGAUCUUACCAUUGGCCCUUCCCCUGGCCAGUGGUCCACCUCGGCAGGCAAGUUAAAUAUAGCCGGUUGGUGAAUGACACAUAACCGCUGUACCAAGUGGGGAACAAGGAACUGUCCGAAGUGCUAAGAACUCCAUAGAGAAGAUGCCAUAAAAUAAACACCUCCCUACUGCUAUUAUCUUUCAACAGUUACCUUGACUUAACCUAUUGAGUUACCUGGUCAGCACUGUGAUCUUUUUUCUCUCCAAAGGACCUGCGUUGGACAACAAUAAAGAAAUUUAACCUAUCAUGCACUGUACACAUUUCCUGUUCUUAAGUUUGGGAUUUAUAUAACCUGCAACCACCAUGUUCCUUUAUGUAUGAUUCAACAGCAUAAAUGUAAGCUUUUAUAUCAUAAGUUCUGGUCUUUCCAGUCACAUCUGGAAAUAAAGUGUGUUAUUUUCUUGGGAAAACAUACUUUUCAUAUCUCUUGCCCCAAAGAUAGGGCUGUAAGCCAUUUUCUAGCAAAUGUCUCUAUGAAGGUUUCUAAGUAUCUGAAUGGGAUUUGAUUCUGAAAUCUUUCUACCUGUUGCACUGAUACUCAGAUAAAGAUGAUAGACACAGAGAGGUUUGGUAACUUUGGGUUUUAUAAAAUUAAAAUUAGCAGAGAUGGUGUAUCAAAAAGUGCAAAAAAAAAAAAGAUUCUGUUAUAAAGUGAUUUUCUAAGUAUUUCCUAACUUUAUUUUUCAAAAUGAUGUUAUGAAAACCAAAUUUAAAGAUUUUUACAUGUCACAGAAAAGAGAGUUAAAAUUUAAAAAUGCUUCUUGGGAGAGAAAUUUGUCUAUGUUUAUAGUGCCUUUCUUGUCUUGAUUGUAUGGUUGGUAGGCAACUUAAUGUUUUUAUUUAAAAUAAAGUAUUCCAUGAAAAUAUAAAUGUAUGUAUACACUACUAAAAUUUGCAUUUAUAGCUAAAUUAAAUCAGAAGACUGCUUAUGGUUUUAAAAUUACUUUGACUUGACGAAUGGGGGUGAGUUAGAGUGAGAGCCCGUUUGCAUAUUGUGAGCAGGAGACGAUGCCUACCACUAAAAUGGUUUCAUUGUCCAUUUGAUAGUUCAGUUUUAACUACGAAAACAGCCAUGAAUAUCUUUUUUAAGAGAGAGUUUUGAAAAUGAUCAGUUACUUAAAACUUGAAAGCUACAAAUUAGUUAUCCAUACUCUCACGACAGUUUUGUUGGUGACAACAACAAAGAUAUAUUUCUUUAAAAAUAUAUUUGUGCAGAAACUGCAUGUAACUCUAAGUUUUCCUCCUAACAUGUAUGUUUGGGGAAGUAUUCUAGUCUAUACUUGCCAAUGUGGAGAACAAAAUAGUUUUUUAAGAAUGAAGAGGUAUAUAUAUCCAUUCUGUAUUUUAUGUGCAGCAGAAUUAUCUUCUGUAAGUUUUUUUUGUGUGCGUGCGUGCGUGUGCGUGUGUGUGUGUGUGCGUGUGUGUGUUCAUAAGGUGAUAUUUGUAUUGUAAAACAAUAAUGGUGAAGGAAAUAAAAAGGCUUUUAAAUUUUUGUUUGUUUUAAAUCUUUGUAAAGUUAUUAUUCCAGAGAGUAUACUGAUAUCUUACAGCUUAUCUAAAUCAUAAAUUAAUCAAAAUGCAAUUUUUAAUAAAAGCUGAUACUGAAAA
Nannospalax galili (Upper Galilee mountains blind mole rat) is the source of this 3644-nucleotide messenger RNA. It is a transcript of the gene Sgms1, whose product is annotated as sphingomyelin synthase 1. NCBI's taxonomy places the organism in Eukaryota, Metazoa, Chordata, Mammalia, Rodentia, Spalacidae. The record is from RefSeq and is a predicted model, not a curated record. The transcript is spliced from 12 exons. Gene Ontology annotation, biological process: sphingomyelin biosynthetic process; ceramide biosynthetic process. Bases 820 to 2079 code for a protein of 419 amino acids. Gene Ontology annotation, cellular component: endoplasmic reticulum membrane; Golgi membrane. Gene Ontology annotation, molecular function: sphingomyelin synthase activity; protein binding; ceramide cholinephosphotransferase activity.